Molecule: messenger RNA, 783 nt
Organism: Suillus subalutaceus
Lineage: Eukaryota; Fungi; Basidiomycota; Agaricomycetes; Boletales; Suillaceae
Exons: 3
Coding region: 196-657 (153 amino acids)
Source: RefSeq, a predicted model, not a curated record
GCAUAUUCCAACAAACAGGCAGACAUUUGACACCGGCUCGCGUCGCGCUUUGGACUGCUGCCAGUGAGCCACUUACCUUCCCCAGCAGUCCCCUCUGCAGAGAAUACAAAUAUGUAUGCGGACAGCCAGUGUACUCGGGAGCAUAGCCUGCUAGGGACUGGUGAUGAGCGCGUUCUAACUUGAUGCAUUACGGACAUGCUAACGAACAUUGUCAAUGUAACACAGCAUAACAUCAUCACUAUGCCCGCUCAAAACAUGCUGUUUGCAAUGGCUUACGCUGCUCAACGUAGCAACACCGAGCUUAUAAGUCAUUCCCGUGACGCUGGCCAAUGUGUUCAGAUUGCAUAUCCAGUUUCCACAGGCUUCCGCAUCCUACCAGGCAGAAUCGCAGCAUACUUAAGGCGGCGGCGCUGUUUUUGGGAGUGUUUUUGUGGCUUCGCGCACGAACAUCCCACUCCAGUACAAUUUGUCACUUCGGCGACUGGCCACAUACAGGUUGUUUGUCACUUUCGAGACAACCGCUGCAAAUUUUCUAGUAUGUUUAGCAUUUUUGUUGCUUCUUACUACUUGCAUCAUUAUUUUCAGUCAACCUUAACGAGAUACGACAUACGGCGCUGCUCGAAUCAUCGUAUGAUGACUUCCCAACACGAGUUCUAGGAGAUGUUCCCAAUAUCUUACUGACUGCAUUUCGAACUAUCAUUGCCGGUCUACCGUCUGGCGAUGCUGAGAUCGCGCCAUACGUCAUUGAUUAUCUUGGCUCACACUCGUCGAUGCACCUGCGGC